AUGCGCAUUCGAGAACUCGAUGUGCAUAAGAUUGGCCGAUUCGAGGGUGCUGACGAUUCCGACAAGGCACAGCGUACCUUGGACGGGUUCUCCUUCUUCGUCAUGAUCCAGGACAAAAAGAAGAUGAGGGAGAGAGUCAGCAGUCUCGACGAGGUCGGUGAACUCGCCCUGGCCCACGUCUCCGCCGAUGGCUACGUCGGGUCCGACCUCGGCGAAGAGGGCAGCCAGCGCUCGUCCAAGCUGGUGUUGCUUCGUGCUAUUGAACGGUGGACAGUGCACUACGACGGUCCCGAAGCAGCGGUGAUGGUAGAAACACAGCAGGGCUACUACAAGCUGCUGCAACCGGCUCCCGCCUACGCCAACGCUUGGGGGAGCUUCCAAAGGAAGGUCGAUUUGACCCACAAGAUCGUCAACCUGGUCAAGCGGGAGGACGUGUGCACGCUCCCCUUCGAAGAGGUCAUGAAACGACUUGUCGUCCCAGAGCGUAUGGUCUAA
Molecule: messenger RNA, 495 nt
Organism: Acanthamoeba castellanii str. Neff
Lineage: Eukaryota; Discosea; Longamoebia; Acanthamoebidae
Exons: 4
Coding region: 1-495 (164 amino acids)
Source: RefSeq, a predicted model, not a curated record